Molecule: messenger RNA, 1382 nt
Organism: Drosophila eugracilis
Lineage: Eukaryota; Metazoa; Arthropoda; Insecta; Diptera; Drosophilidae
Product: SPRY domain-containing SOCS box protein 3
Exons: 3
Coding region: 188-1216 (342 amino acids)
Biological process (GO): proteasome-mediated ubiquitin-dependent protein catabolic process
Cellular component (GO): SCF ubiquitin ligase complex
Molecular function (GO): protein binding
Source: RefSeq, a predicted model, not a curated record
CUGACGUCUAUUUACAGCGCAUCGUUUUUGUUUAUUGUUCAGUCACAUCAAAAAUGAGCUUAUAUAUGAGGCUGCAGCUGGUUUAACUGGAAACAUUUGAGGUCCGUCGACUGUUCGAGAUCAUUGCACACGGUUGUCACAAAGCAUAAGCAUCGGGUAAACAGAAGGGAAACAUCAGAGAAACACAAUGUUACUACCCCCGCACCAGGAAGUCUGCAAUCCCGGCUUUUGUGAUUGUCCGUUCCCCAAUUCCAUCGAGGUCACCAAUCACAAGGGUCACAUUCCCGACCUGGUCAGUUGCCGAUGCGGCGAGGAUGAGCCUGGCAAUGUUAGUCCAUGGAGAUGGCACUCCACAGACGAAUCUGAUGCCUUAGUUACCGACCGGGACAUUAUCUUUCAUCCCACAUACAGCCAAGGUACCGCGAUUGUUAGGGGAGAUCGGGCCCUUAAACCAGGCAUGGUCCACUUUUGGGAAAUGCGCGUCAUCACGACUUUAGCCGGCACAGAUGUGAUGUUCGGCAUCGGUACGGAGAGCGUUAAUCUAGGGCAAUUCAAGUUCCACUUUGUCUCGGCUCUGGGCACCAAUGCCCAGUCCUGGGGCUUCUCGUAUUCCGGUCGGAUUCAGCACUGCGGUGAGCAGCUGCCAUACGGUCAGAAGUUCUCGCAGGGUUGCCUAAUAGGAGUCUGUUUGGAUCGAACGCGAGGCCAUCUGGAGUUCUAUCUGAACCGCAGAUCUCUGGGUGUAGCCUACACCAAUGUGCCUACGGAUCCGGAUAUAAGAAUAUAUCCUAUGGUCUGCUCGACGGCAGCCAAGUCUGUGAUAAGGCUUAUCAACUGCACGUCGCAACAGGUGACGCUGCAGCUGCGUUCCUUCCAAGCUUUGUCCAAGCAGCCGCUCAAGCUAGCUGAACUACGUCAAAUGCCGGGUCUCAGGGGUAUCCUACAGUCCUACUGGUUCCUAGCGCCGCCAAUUCGUUAUUCCCGGAACUCCCGCGAAAACGAAUUGGAUCUGGGCGACGAGGCGGUACUCUCUAGCUCCAAGCUAAGACGAGGGCGCAAACAAAAAUACCGAGAAUCUGACGAUGCGGCCGUUGACGAGGACGACUUGUACGCCAAUGCCCACAAGAUCACGUUACGGAGCAGUGAUAGCGGGGACGAGGAGCACCCCGCAUCCGUCCACGAGAUGUGCGACGAAUACUUCCACUACCUAUUGUAACACUUCGAAACAUAUCAAAUUAUUUAAAUGUGCAUUUAUUUGAAGAAGUGUUAUAAGUGUAUUAUGUAGAAUUGUUAAAAUAACGUUGUAUUUACAUACGUUGUUUGAACUUUUUAAAAGUCGACUUGUAAAUUAAAAGAAAUCGAAAUCAUAAACAAAAUAGAAA